Molecule: messenger RNA, 1132 nt
Organism: Cataglyphis hispanica
Lineage: Eukaryota; Metazoa; Arthropoda; Insecta; Hymenoptera; Formicidae
Gene: Fer2
Product: basic helix-loop-helix transcription factor amos
Exons: 5
Coding region: 212-907 (231 amino acids)
Biological process (GO): developmental process; regulation of transcription by RNA polymerase II
Molecular function (GO): protein dimerization activity; DNA-binding transcription factor activity, RNA polymerase II-specific; RNA polymerase II transcription regulatory region sequence-specific DNA binding
Source: RefSeq, a predicted model, not a curated record
UCACUCGAGCUAUCAAUCGAUUGAUCGGUCGUGGGAAGAUCAAUAGAAAAAUCAAAAUUAAAAAAACUGACGUGUAAAAAAUUGCAAUUCUCCAGAAAAAAAAAAAAAAUAAUAAAAGCAAAAGUUAUUUAGUGGAGUUGCUCGUUGAUUCGUGAUAUUCCCAAUUUGCGGGAAUACUGUCGACGAAUGAGAUUGUGAAGACGCGUAUAUUAUGGCGAAUCAUCAUCCCGCGUACGAUUUCGAGGAUAAGAGCCAAAGAAUCCGCCAUCGGGUUGGCACCACGUCCAGAAUCGCAGAUUCUACUGUGGCAUGCACCAGUACUCAAUAUUUUGUGGGACCCAGUAAUGAUAUCAUUGAGGAAGAUUUGGCAGAAUUACCUUCAUGUGUUUAUGCAGGGAGGUCCACGCAGCAUGUCACGCACACGUCACCACAUACACAUUCUCCCUUGCACUACCAUAUGCCAGUUUCAACGCCAGAUCAUAAUGACACAGAGAUGAAUGGUGUAGAAGAAGGUUAUUAUCCAAAUGGUAGCCCUUACAGAAUUCAACGACACGCCGCUAAUAUUCGUGAAAGAAAACGUAUGCUCAGCAGCAUCAACUCGGCUUUCGACGAGCUCCGGGUCCACGUGCCGACGUUUCCCUAUGAGAAGAGACUGUCAAAGAUCGAUACCUUGCGCUUGGCUAUUGCGUAUAUUGCGUUGUUGCGCGAGGUCUUAGCGGCCAGGCUCGAUCCUUUGACGUAUGUCGAGAGGUGCCUUAGGGGUGAGAUAAAUGGCGAACGCGCCGAAUGGAACACAAGCGAUCUGACAGCACGCUUGUCUUGGAUAAAUUGGGAGAAUUUGGGAGUAAAUCCAAAUCGGCGAUCGGUGCUUACAACCCUUGCGCUGACAACUGAUAAUAUGAAUUGAAUAUCCUACAAAACUUUUUCGUAAAUCACACAGCAAUUCCUCUUUUCUUUGUAAAUACCUUCAUGUUAAGAUAGAGAGAAAGAGAGAAAGAAAAAGAAAAAGAAAAAGUUUAAAAACUUUUUCGCGAUCUCGUUUAAUUUCAUGUGCAAUACGAGCGAUGAGUAUUGUAUUCAGUAUCUACGUGUAAAAGAAUUAGUUAGUGCAAUUUAUAGUAUUUGCUUUGGA